GCCGCCGCGGCGACCCAUGGACCCUCCGCACCACGCCAGGCCGCUGCCCGCCCCGGCCAAUGCCGACCUCGUGCUCCUCAUCCCGCCCGACCAGCCGCCACAGGCGCAGGCGCAGGCGCAGCUGAACCCGAGCCAUCAUCACCAGCAGCCGAAGACGCCGACGGCCCCGCUGCCCGAGGCCGCGAAGCCUCCCCAACAGAACCCCGAGAAGGCCGCCGUCGCCGCCUCGAGCCCCCCCGCGCCGGCCUCGCGCCCCCCCGCGCCGGCCUCGCGCCCGCCGCUGCCUCCCGCCUCCGCCGCGCUCCUCCGCCGCCGCUCCUCGCUCGCCAGGCCCAAGUCCCGCUUCGUCGAGCCCGCCGCGCCGCCCUCGGCCGCCGUGUCCACGCCUUCCUCGCACGCCUCCCCGGUGCACCCUUCCGCGGCGGGCGGGGCGCCUGGCUCCGCGGCUGCCUCCACGCCGCACACCCCCGGCGACGCCGACGAGGAGGAGGACGUCUUCCCCAAGGAGGUCCCGCGCAAGUCGUCGGCCCGCUGCCGCCGCAGGAUGAAGCUCGGCGCCGAGGUCGUCGUGCUCGUCCUCUUCCUCGCGCUGCUCAUCGUCAGCCUCGUGGUGCGGCCGCUCAAGAAGAGUUCCUUCUGGGGCCUGGAGAUCUGGAAAUGGUGCGUUAUGGUCAUCUGCGUCUUCUCCGGCCACCUCGUCAGCCAUUGGGUCGUCACCUUCGUUGUCUUCCUCGUCGAGCGCAACUUCCUGCUCCGCAACAAGGUGCUCUACUUCGUAUUCGGGCUCAAGAAGAGCGUCCAAGUCUGCCUCUGGAUUGGGCUGGUGCUCAUCGCAUGGUCACAGCUCUUUGACCGUGACGUCGGUCGAUCGGCCAAGACGGCCAGAAUCCUCAAUUAUGUCUCCAGGUUUCUCGCCUCUGUGCUCAUCGGCUCGAUCAUUUGGCUGGUCAAGACCUUCCUCAUGAAGGUGGUCGCAUCCACGUUCCACCGGAAGGCGUUCUUUGACCGUAUUCUGGAAAAUGUGUUCGAUCAGUACAUCCUGCAGACCUUGUCGGGGCCGCCUGUGAUGGAGCUAGCAGAAAAUGUUGGCCGGGAGGGUAGUGGGCGAGUGAGCUUCACCAAAACUAAGGAGGAGAAAAGCUCGCCGGGAGUGAUUGACGUAAUGAAACUGAGGAAGAUGAGCCAGGAGAAGGUGUCGGCAUGGACGAUGAAAGGGCUGAUGGCGGCAAUUGGAAGCUCAAGGCUUUCUACAAUAUCUAAUACUAUUGAGAGCUUUGAUGAUGUUGAUGGCAUGGAGCAGAAGGAUAAGGAGAUUAGCAAUGAGUGGGAGGCAAAGGCAGCUGCAUCUGCAAUUUUCAAGAACGUCGCAAGACCGGGCUAUAAGCACAUUGAGGAGGUCGAUCUGCUGAGAUUUUUCAACAAGGAGGAGGUGGAUUUGGUGCUUCAAAGGUUUGAGGGGGCAUUCGAAACCAGGAAGAUUAAAAAGUCUGCACUGAAAAACUGGGUGGUAAAGGCAUACCUUGAUCGCAAAUCACUGGCACAUUCUUUGAAUGACACAAAAACAGCAGUUAUGCAACUUCAUAAUCUGAUCACAGUUUUAGUGAUUGUUAUUAUCAUUAUCAUCACUUUGUUGUUGAUGGGCAUUGCGACAACAAAGAUCCUUCUUGUCAUCUCGUCUCAACUUCUAGUUGUGGUAUUCAUAUUUGGGAAUGCGUGCAAGACUGUUUUUGAGGCCCUUAUAUUUGUAUUCAUCAUGCAUCCAUUUGAUGUUGGCGACCGCUGUGUCAUCGAUGGAAUACAGAUGGUUGUCGAAGAAAUGAAUAUAUUAACCACUGUUUUCUUGAAGAAUGACAACGAGAAGAUAUAUUACCCAAACUCUGUAUUGUCAACAAAGGCAAUCAGCAACUUUUACCGAAGCCCCAAUAUGUAUGACACCAUUGAUUUCUCUAUUGAUGUUUCAACUUCAAUUGAGAGAAUUGGAGCUUUGAAGUCCAGAAUUAAAGGGUACAUAGAGAGCAAACCAACACACUGGUGCCCUAUUCACACUGUAAACUUAAAGGACAUCCUUGACGUGAACAAGAUCAACAUGUCUCUUUGUGUCCAGCAUACGAUGAACUUCCAGAAUAUCCGAGAGAGAAACAUCAGGAGAUCUGAGCUCGUCAUGGAAUUAAAGAAACUGUUCGAAGAGAUGUCCAUCACGUACCACCUUCUACCCCAAAAGGUUGAGCUUAGCUUUGUCGGCACAGAUCCAGUACCCAUUGCCCUGCCCCAGAGUAGAUAA
Oryza brachyantha (malo sina) is the source of this 2281-nucleotide messenger RNA. RefSeq names its product mechanosensitive ion channel protein 10. Gene Ontology annotation, molecular function: mechanosensitive monoatomic ion channel activity. Gene Ontology annotation, biological process: detection of mechanical stimulus; transmembrane transport; monoatomic anion transport. Lineage: Eukaryota; Viridiplantae; Streptophyta; Magnoliopsida; Poales; Poaceae. Bases 17 to 2281 code for a protein of 754 amino acids. The record is from RefSeq and is a predicted model, not a curated record. The transcript is spliced from 5 exons. Gene Ontology annotation, cellular component: plasma membrane.